Molecule: messenger RNA, 1590 nt
Organism: Triticum urartu
Lineage: Eukaryota; Viridiplantae; Streptophyta; Magnoliopsida; Poales; Poaceae
Source: RefSeq, a predicted model, not a curated record
AUGAGGACACCAAAGGAGUUUUAUAUCACAACACUCCAGGAGUUCGUGUCGCAAAGCAAGUGGUCUGAAUUAGAGGAGUACCUGAAACUUGUCAUUGACAACAAACCUGCCCUGGAUAACGAAGCUGAUGAGGGUCUUAUUUUGCGGCAUGCGUCGCUUUUCUUACAUUGUCGCAGAGGUCAACUUUCACUAAUUCAACAUGAAGGGCAUCAGCAAGCUGUUAGUUAUCUGGAAAGUUUUGUAAUGGAUGCAAUAACAGAUUAUUUGUGGCUAUACUUCCCAGAAAUCAUUGGAUGCUUGAUGUGCCAAAAAGAGUUUGAGACCAGGUCCACAAACUUCUUCAAGCCUCACAUUCAUGUGUGCGGAAAUGUGACAAAGAAUGUCACCAAAAGGUUGGAGCGACUUAUGCUUCUGAAAACAGGGACAAGCUUUGACAAGGGGCCAUCGGGUAAGAGAAGGAGAACUGUCAAUGAUGGACAAUCAUAUUCUCUUGGAGACUCCAGUGGACAUCAGAACAAGGACAUAGGUGGCCUAAUUGAUAUUGCAACCAAACUUCUGUCAGAUCUUGCUGCUGUGUAUCACCAACUAGAGCGGAACCCUAAUCAGUUUGGCAAAGCUCAUUUGGAACUACAAAAGAUACUUGCAAGUAUUAGAGCCAAGGCCUCAUCUUCUGAGCGAGGUGAGUUAUUACCUGCAGCAGGCCAAUCCUCUCUUCUUGGAGGUGCAUAUUUCCAGCCUGGUGCGCAGGUCUUGCAGCAGGGGACAUCUAAUUACUAUGGUUUCCAUGGCUCUCUACCUACUGGAGUUCCAAGUCUUCGUCCUUUGCUGCAGCAGCAACUGCGUAACUAUGAAACUGCCCAACAGCCGCAUGUGCUCAUGCAGCAGCAACAACAGCAGUUGCUACAGCAGCAGCAGCAAUGGGUCCUGCAACAGCAGCAAUACCAACAAGUCUUGCAACAGCAACAAUACCAACAAGUCCUGCAGCAGCACAAAAACCAACAAGUCCUGCAGCAGCACCAAAACCAACACCAACAUCUACAGCUACAACACCAACUUAACAGUCAAGCUACCCAACAGCCACCACUCCUUCAGGAGCAGCAACACCAACAGCCACUAGUUAACAACCAAGGUGCUCCUGGUCCUCUAGACCCCGGUUUUCCAAGCUUUGAUAUAGAAGAUUUCCUGCUGAAUACAGAAGAUUAUGAAUUACUGCUGGAAACAAAUGAGCCUGGCUUACUGCAAGAACAUCUACCGGGAGGUCUUGGUCUGCACCGCCAGGUUCCUCUGCCACAGCAACCGCCCGUGCCGCAACAACUUGGUGUGCCUGCUCCGGCGCAGCCUCCUGUGCCUCCACAGCAACAUGUAGCGCCUGCUGUAGUGCCUCCACAGCAACAUAAUCAGUCUUAGGCGACGGCCUGAAAAAAAGAACACCGACCUUUUGUGCAACCUGGUCUUACACUAAUCAGCAUCACUGUUCAAUUUCUGUGGAUCUUUAUAAUCUCUAGAUUCUAGCUGCGGUAUGCAGGCAUAUCUUACCACAUUCUAAGAUGAAAGGUAGUGCAUCUCCGACUGUGCAUUGCAUACUUUUAG